This is a messenger RNA of Oryctolagus cuniculus (rabbit), 873 nucleotides long. Lineage: Eukaryota; Metazoa; Chordata; Mammalia; Lagomorpha; Leporidae. The record is from RefSeq and is a predicted model, not a curated record.
GGAAGAUGUUCCUGAGUUGUAUCCCGCGAUGCCCAAGCCCAGCCCCCAAGAAACCCUGCGGUGGGUGCCUCGCCCAGUGGUGGGGACGCUGGGCCAGCCCUCACCCCCGACGCUCCUGGUGCUUCCAACAGAAAACGGCCAUGGGCCAGGACAGGUCAGCCUCGCGCCUGGCAAUGCACAGAAGGCUGCGGAUCGCCAGCAGGCAGGACGUGUGUCAGGCCCCUUUCACUGAUGACCUGUGUGUGGUGGGGGAGUGGUCAAACGAGCCCACAGCUCCGAAGCCCCCGUACCGGGCGUUCCCCGGCACACAGAAACCACUGGACGUCCCCCUCAGUCACACACUGUUGGUCAGAGCCCAGAUAGAGCCCAGGGGCUCCGCAAAUGCCCAUCUCACAGCGGAGGAAGUAGGGCCCGUUGACUUCGCCUGUGUCAGUCGUGACCCAGGGUCAGGGCCGGGCCUGGCACCUGACCUCACGGCUGGGGCGGCACAGAGCCCUGAUCUCCCAACAACACCCCCGCUGGAGCAGUGCUGGUCCUCCAUCGAUCAGCGCCACCACAAGGAUGCGCGGGGGACAGCUGUGUCCCCGGGGGCUGAGCAGGGCUCAGGGGAGGCCCUGAGAGAAGAGGCUCUGGGGAUGGAGGGCCUGGAGCCAGGACUGUACGCAGCAGCUGAAGCCGAGGACGCUGCAGGGGCACCAGACGCAGCACUGGCCCCGGCCUCAGCCCCAGCUCCGCAAGUCCCUUCUGCUGCAGCCCCAGUGCCACACCUGGCCUUCCCCGCCCCCGUCGUCCUGUAUUUCUCUUUACUCCUCCCCACUCUCUUCCUUUUCUCCACCUUAUUGUCCCUGAACCUCAAUAAAAUGUAAGUUGUUA